CGUGAACAUGACGGAGAAGAAGUCGCUGCUGGCCGCGAGCAGCGCUUUGUGCGCCUUGAAGCGCACGUCCUCCACCACCAGCGUGACGUCACACAGCUGCUCCUCGCGGCGGAGCUCAUCAAACCUGCGGAGCACGCGCUGCUCGUGCGAGCGCGCGGCCACCAGCGGCGAGGCUGGUCCUUUCCGAGACAUCUAUGCCCCCCCCCACGAGCAGCUGAGCCGGGAGCCCCUGCAGGAGGAGGAGGAUGAAGAGGAGAUUCAGACGGAGCCUGCAGAAAGAAAGAACGUGGACGGGUUAAAGCUCAAGACGACUGCUGCGACAGCAGAAGCCAUGAAGCGCAUUGCAGACGGGUCGACACCAGGGGAGCCGCAAAAAAGGCAGACUUCACGUUUAAGACAGAGACGAAAGACGCCAGCGGAGCAGAUCCAGGUAAAAGGACGAGUCGUCCCACUUUAUCAACGACAGGAGCCGGUCAAGAGCUUCAACAGCACCUCCAAGCCAGAGAGACACAGCAUGGAGCUGGCAGACGGAGGGCGUACUUCUGGGUUGGCACAAGGCAGAGGGGAUGCACAGAUGAAGACGGUCAGGGUUGCUGUGGUGGGGGCCGGGGUGGUGGGGGUCUCCACGGCGGUCUGCAUCGCAGAGGCGCUCCCCCUCUGCUCCGUCACCCUGAUAGCUGACAGGUUCAGCCCGGACACCACCAGCGACGGCGCCGCAGGGAUCCUGUUCGCCGCAGAGUUUCCAGACGUUCCCAUAGCAACGCAGAGACGCUGGUUCAGGAGCAGCUUCCGGCACCUGCUGGCCAUCGCUCAGUCUGAGGAGGCUCCUGAGGCCGGGGUCACCCUGAGCUCCGGGUGGCAGAUUUUUAAGGAGCUUCCGGAAACGCCGAAGCCCUUCUGGUGGGAUUUGGUGAUCGGUUUCCGGGCGAUGACCAGCGGCGAGCUGCGGCGCUUCCCGGGUCACGCGUGCGGUCAGUUCUUCACCACCCUGAAGUGCGAGUGCCGCUCUUACCUGCCGUGGCUGCAGAGGAGGUUCCGAGGAGCUGGAGGGCGGGUGGAGCGGAGGCGGGUGGGCAGCCUGCAGGAGCUCGGCGGCGACUUCGACCUGCUGGUGAACUGCUCGGGUCUGGGCUCCAGGGCGCUGCUGGGCGACAUGCAGGUGGAGCCGGUCAGAGGCCAGGUCCUGCAGGUGGAGGCUCCGUGGCUGCAGCACUUCAUCCGGGACGGAGACGGGAAGACCUACAUCUACCCGGGGGUCCGCAGCGUCACCAUAGGCGGAACCCGGCAGGCGGGGGACUGGAGGCUGGGGGAGGACCAGACCGACACUGAAGGCAUCGUGGAGCGCUGCAGGAGGCUGGAGCCGUCGCUGAGCAGAGCCAAGGUUCUGGGCUGUUGGGUCGGCCUGAGGCCCGGCAGGAGGAACCCGAGGGUGGAGAAGGAGCUGCUGCAGCUGGGGGGCCGCCGGGUCCCUGUGGUCCAUAACUACGGCCACGGAGGCUGGGGGGUGACCCUGGCCUGGGGCACAGCCGUGGACGCUGUGGAGCUGGUCCGGCAGAGCCUUCAGGAGACGCCUCCUCGGUCCAAACUGUGAGGUUCUGCUGCAGAACCAGAACUUCAAAAAGAACCCCCCCCCCACCAGUAUGUGGGAAAGGUUGUGUAGCUAUGAAACAUGACGAAAACAUGCCUGCUGCUGAUGCAUGCUGGGAAUAAAACAGUCCACAGAGAGACGCUGUUUUAGUUAGAUGAUUUCUGAAUAAAAUUUAUUAAUUUAACAGAAAAACAGGAUUUCUUUCAAAAACUGAAGCUUUAGAAAUAAACGUUUCCAAGUCUUCCUAUAUUUAAGUUUAAUGAAUAAAAACAUUUUAUUAUA
Molecule: messenger RNA, 1870 nt
Organism: Oryzias latipes (Japanese medaka)
Lineage: Eukaryota; Metazoa; Chordata; Actinopteri; Beloniformes; Adrianichthyidae
Gene: ddo
Product: D-aspartate oxidase
Biological process (GO): L-aspartate catabolic process; D-amino acid catabolic process
Cellular component (GO): cytoplasm
Molecular function (GO): D-aspartate oxidase activity; FAD binding
Source: RefSeq, a predicted model, not a curated record